Molecule: messenger RNA, 10135 nt
Organism: Fopius arisanus
Lineage: Eukaryota; Metazoa; Arthropoda; Insecta; Hymenoptera; Braconidae
Gene: Ppn
Product: Papilin
Exons: 24
Coding region: 432-8804 (2790 amino acids)
Biological process (GO): extracellular matrix organization; negative regulation of peptidase activity
Cellular component (GO): extracellular region
Molecular function (GO): serine-type endopeptidase inhibitor activity
Source: RefSeq, a predicted model, not a curated record
UGGUGCUGCUCUUAUCACUCACAUUAUGCCAAUUACACGAGACCUCGGGUCGUCACAAUCACUUGAAAUUCAGACAUUUGAGACAUCGCAGACAGCACGGAGAAGGUUACGUCCCAAGUAGUUUCGUACCAGACAAUGAAGACCCAGAGGAGGGCCUCUGGGGUCCCUGGUCUGCCCCAUCCUCAUGCUCUCGCUCAUGUGGAGGUGGUGUUGCCCAUCAGUCGAGAAGAUGUCUCGACUUAGAUGACAAUGGGUAUGACCGGUGUACAGGUGCCAAAAGGCGGUUCUUCUCCUGUAAUAUUCAGCCUUGCUCCAACACGACAGACUUCCGUGGUGAACAGUGUGCCGAAUUCAACACAGUGCCAUUCGAGGGUGUAUUUUAUGACUGGAUACCGUACACCGGUGGAGCAAACAAGUGUGAGCUCAACUGCAUGCCAAGGGGUGAGCGGUUCUUUUACAGACACAAACUCACUGUAAUCGACGGUACGCCCUGCGAUGCUGAAAAAAAUGAUGUUUGUGUCGAGGGAAAAUGUUUGCCUGUGGGGUGUGACAUGAUGUUAGGAAGUGACGCACGUGAAGAUGCCUGUAGAGAAUGCGGUGGUGACGGCUCCGAUUGUAAUACAGUAAACGGUCUGUUUGACACAGAUGACCUACAAGGCGGGUACGUCGACAUUCUUCUUAUUCCUGAGGGUGCAACUAAUAUCGUUGUGAAGGAAGCAUCCCCCUCAAAUAAUUACCUCGCAAUUCGAAACACGUCCGGUCAUUACUAUCUCAAUGGUAACUGGAGAAUUGAUUUUCCAAGGAGUUUGAGAUUCGCCGGUACUGUAUUCCAUUACGCCCGAGAUCCACAGGGUUUCUCAGCGCCGGACACUAUCACUACCCUGGGACCAACAACCGAGGCAAUUUAUAUAGUCCUUCUCUACCAAGAUCACAAUGUCGGUGUGCAGUAUGAGUACAGCAUACCGAAGAAAUUUUCGCCUCAAGGGAAUCCGGAUAGUUACACGUGGACUGCUGAUGAAUUCUCUGAGUGCAGUGCUACUUGUGGAGGCGGAUUUCAAUCAAGACUUGUCAACUGCGUGCGUCGUCGUGACAACGAGCCUGUAGAUGAAAAUCUCUGUGAUCCUCAACUACAGCCUAUUGCCACUCAAUCUUGCAAUGAGGUAUCUUGUCCACCUGAGUGGAUCUCAAGUGAAUGGGGAUCCUGUAGCAAACAGUGCGGCGACGGUGGUGAGCGUCACAGAGAGAUCAGAUGCCAGCAGAUCGUGGUCGGUGGUAUCCCAGCUAUCAUCGACGAUUCAGCUUGUGUCGAGAAAGUUGGAGCGAAGGGUGAGACCACCCAGGAAUGCAACAGGAAUGUAACGUGUCCCCAGUGGCACUUGGGCCCUUGGAAACCGUGCGAUCAUUUGUGCGGAGAAGGUAAGCAAACGCGUAAAGUGACUUGUUUCAAGAAGAACGAAGACGGAAAAAUUGAAGUCUUGGAGGAUUCGGCGUGCGAGGGUGAGGUACCGGAGAAAGAGAAAUCCUGUGAAUUACGUCCUUGCGCUGGACUCGAUUGGGUCACCUCUCAGUGGAGCGGGUGCGACGAAAAAUGCGGCUUAACUCAGGAAACGCGUACAGCACAUUGUGCUACACAAGAUGGUACAGUCUACCCGGACGACAAAUGCGAUCCGGAGAAGAAACCUGAAUUGACGCGUGAAUGCGAGCAUUCACAAGGAUGUGACUAUCAGUGGUAUGCGACUCAGUGGAGCGAGUGCUCAGCGAAAUGUGGCACAGGGGUUCAAACGCGAAAAGUUUUCUGUGGAACAUUCGAGGACGACGUAACAUUGAAGAAAGUGGAAGACGAGAAGUGCGCUGCUGAGAAUCGUUACAACGAUACCAAAGAAUGUACUGGAAUAGUGACGGAAUGCAAGGGUGAGUGGUUCGCUGGACCAUGGAGUGAGUGUACAAAACCUUGUGGCGUUGGUGAUCGUACCCGUAAGGUCAUCUGCAUGAAGGACAACAUGGUUGUAUCAUUAUCCAAUUGCGAUGCAGAUACGAUAAUGUUCAGCAAUGAGGAGUGUAACAAACAGCCCUGCGAUGAGGACCAAGUGAUUCCUGUGGCCGUGAGUGAGCCAACUCCUCCUACCGAUGAAGAGGACGACUGUUUGGUUUAUGAGGAUGAGGAGUUUGUUACGUCUUCAUUAAGUUUGGGUGAUGGUGAGACAGGAUCGACACCAUCAGCCGUUUCUGGCGACACAGAUAGCACUGCAGUUACCGAUGAUAUGAUGAGCGAUAGCCCUCGGGGGGAUAUUUCACCAUUGGACGAUGGAAGUGGUUACACCAGUGGUUGGGGAAGUGGUGAUGGAGAGUUCACAUUAUUCAGUUCAAUCUACACUGAAAGCUCGAUCGUAGACAUUGAUCUGUCGACGCCGGAGGGUAGUGGUUCAACUGAUGACACGUCCAGUGUAAUAGAUACAGAGAUGACGGAGAUCACAGGGAUCUCAGGUAGUGGAGAAACUGGUGGAACUUCUGAGUCGAACGAUAUUCCGGAGAUCACAGAAUCUUCUACAAGCGAACAGUCGACUGAAGGCUCUGCGUCGACUGAAUCUGUUGGAAUUUCCGAAUCUGCCAGUUCCGAAGGAACGACUGAGGUAUCAGGCAUUACUGAGUCUUCAGGUGAUAGUGAAGCUUCAGAAUCAAGUACGCAGUCGUCAGCCGUUACGGAAACCCCAAGUGAAGAGACGACUAUAUCAGGGUCUUCUGAUUCAUUAUCUACCACUUCGUCUGACUCUUUGACUGAAUCUUCGACUGACUCUUCUGCUGAGUCUUCAUUUGAGGCUUCAUCGACGCCUUCGUCUGACUCUUCAAGUGAGUCUUCAGUUGACACUUCAUCGACGUCUUCGUCUGACUUUUCAACUGAGGCUUCAUCUGAUUCUUCACCAUCAGCUUCGGAAUCUAGCGAAGAAACUACAGUAGAAUUGACUACCGCUUCAGACACUUCAGACAUUACCACAGCUUCUUCUGACUCCGGUAGUGAAGAAACGACUGUCUCUUCAUCCGAAUCUACCGAUGCUUCUCAGUCGACUGAAACUACAGAGACGGUCACCACUGAAUCUACAGAAACUACACCAUCUUCUGAAACUGAAUCUACCGUAUCUGAAAUGACUGAAUCUACUGUAACGGAAGUUUCUCAAUCGAGCACAGAAUCUAGUACAGAUAUCAGUACAACGGAAAAUUCAUUCUCAAGUUCGACAGAGGCCAUUACUACUUCCUCCAGCACUGAGCUUCCAUUCACAAUCGAUCAGCCGAUAGGAGAGUAUGAUCCUGAUGAAUCGGAGAAUAUUGACGAGGCUGAAAAGACAGGUGAGUCCGAUGACACCACAACGAUUUCAACGGACGGAGUAACAGACUUGCAAUCAACCUCCGAAUUUUCUACUGAGUCUGAAGGAUCGACUACCGAAUCGUCAACCAUAUCCGAAAUUGACGAAACCACUGGGUCCACCAUAUCAACUCAAUUCUCGGAAACUACAGAUUCUUCCCAAACAACUGAAUCCGGAGGGACAACGGAGACUGGAGAGACUACAGUAUUUUCGGAGACUACAGAAUUGUCUACAGAAAUUUCGGAAUCCACCGUGACAACAGAAUCAGGUUUGACGACUGAGAGUGAAACUGAAGGAUCGACAGUAUCUGGGCAGACCACUGUAUCGGGAGACACUACAGUGUUUGAAGAAAGUACACAAUCUGGAGAAACUACAGUGUCUGGAGAAACGACAGUGUCUGGAGAAACGACAAUGUCUGGAGAAACUACAGUAUCUGGAGAAUCCACAGUAUCUGAAGAAACAACAGUGUCCGAGGAAAUCACAGAAUCUGACCUCCCGACGGAAUCAGGUGAGACGACUGUGUCAUCAUCGACCGACGAGACAACCACCGAAGAAGAGGAGACAGACCUCACCGAGAAAUCCUCGAUCCUCGAUAUCUUCGGAACAGUUAGUCCAGUUGACAUCGCCAUAUCUAAAGAACAAAAAAUGCGCAAGUGCAAAGUCCGAAGGAAGAAGACGUGCAAGGCAUCGGCAUUCGGUUGCUGCUAUGACGGCGUCACACCGGCGAAGGGGCCCUUUGGAAAAGGCUGUCCAACACCCGAGACCUGCGAUGAAACUAAAUACGGCUGUUGUCCUGACGGCGUUUCAGUGGCAGCUGGACCGAAGAACGAGGACUGCCCGUCACAACACUGUAACGAAACUCUCUUCGGUUGUUGCCAAGACGGCGUCACACCGGCUGAGGGUAACGACUUCGAGGGCUGCAAGAAGCCCUGCAACGAGACUGAAUUCGGUUGUUGUCCAGAUAAAGAAACCCCAGCACUUGGACAGGACAAUCUUGGUUGUUGCAAUGUCACUGAAUACGGUUGUUGUCCUGACGGCAUCAGAGUGGCGACCGGACCUGACGGUAAAGGCUGCGAGGAAGAAGUCACUGAAGAGACUGAAUGGACUGACGUCUCAGGAGAACAAAUGUCGACUACACCAUCAAUGCAAGAAGACUGCAACAACUCCACGUACGGAUGCUGUCCAGAUGCCCACACAGCAGCUACCGGAAUCAACUUCGAAGGUUGUGGAGUUAUUAAUCUCGACAACUGCACAGUCUCGUACUUCGGCUGUUGUCCAGAUAACGUCACAGCGGCACUCGGGGAUAACGAGGAAGGAUGCCAUGGAAGCUGCGAAACAACUACUUACGGAUGUUGUUCAGACAAAACAACUCCAGCCCAUGGGCCGAACGCAGAAGGCUGUUGUCUCACGUCGGCCUACGGCUGCUGUCCAGACAACAUUCAACCGGCUAGAGGACCCGACAAUUACGGCUGUGGCUGCGAAUACAGUAGAUUCCGCUGUUGCCCUGACAACACAACCGCGGCGAGAGGACCAAACAACGAAGGAUGCGGCUGUCAAUAUACGCAACACGGUUGCUGUCCAAAUCGCUUCACACCAGCCACCGGACCGAACUUCGAAGGCUGUCACUGCUACACUUAUCAAUUCGGCUGCUGCCCGGAUGGCGUCACCAUUGCAAAAGGACCUCACAAUCAUGGCUGCGGCUGCGAAAAUACUCAGUUCAAAUGCUGUUCAGACGGUCAAACACCCGCCAAGGGGCCCAACUUCGCAGGAUGCACCUGUGACGCUUCGAAGUUUGGCUGCUGUCCCGAUGGCAUCGACGAGGCACAGGGUCAAAACUUUGAGGGCUGCAGAACUGUUCCAGCUGUACCUGGGGCUGCCUGCGGUCUUGACAGGGACAGAGGAUCCUGCCGAGAAUUCACCGUCAAAUGGUUCUUCGAUACUAAAUACGGAGGCUGCUCCAGGUUCUGGUACGGUGGAUGUGAUGGCAAUGACAAUCGGUUUGCCACACAGGAGGAAUGUAAGGAUGUGUGUGUCACACCCAAAGGGAAAGAUAUCUGCACUCUGCCUAAAAGUGCUGGACCCUGUCAGGGGUAUCAUCCUACGUGGUACUACGAUGCUGAGAGGAAACAGUGUGGACAGUUUAUCUACGGUGGCUGUCUUGGAAAUGCCAACAAAUUCAAGACCCGGGAGGAGUGCGAGGCUCUUUGUGUUGUUCCAGAUGAUGCCAAUCCUUGCGAACUUGAACAAGACGUCGGACCCUGUCAAGGCAACUUUACCAAGUGGUUCUUUAAUAAAGAGUCCCAAGCUUGCGAACAAUUCCGGUACGGCGGCUGCAAAGGGAAUACCAACAAGUUUCCGACUGAGAGUGCUUGUCAACAGCAGUGUCUUCAGCCUGGACACAGCCGAGAUUCAUGCUCGUUACCACGAGCGGAGGGUAACUGCGGCGAGAAACUAUCGAGAUGGUUCUUUGAUCAAUCCGAAAACAGAUGCAUGCCGUUCUAUUACACUGGAUGCAGUGGUAAUAGAAAUAACUUUGAGUCUAGAGAAGCAUGUGAGAAAGAUUGUCCACCAAAGAUUGAACAAGACAUUUGUCUUCUUCCUGCGCAACUUGGUGAGUGCCACAAUUAUACUCAGCGCUGGUACUUUGACUCUUACGAGAAACACUGCAGACAAUUUUACUACGGCGGUUGCGGCGGUAACGAGAAUAAUUUCGUUAAUGAGGACGAUUGUAUGAAUCGUUGCGAAUCACCGAGUGCCACUCCCCCAUCCCAUCCUCGGCCAUUUUCACCAGUCAUGUGCUUCCUCCCUGACGAACGAGGCCCCUGCAGUAAUAAUGAAACAAAAUGGUUCUACGACUCCAGAGAUGGAAUCUGUAAACAAUUUGUUUAUGGCGGAUGCGCUAGCAAUGGAAAUAAAUUCGAGUCGAGAGAGGAGUGCGAGUAUCGCUGUGGAGAAGUGCAAGAUGUCUGCAGUAUGCCAAAAAUCAUCGGUCCCUGCAGUGGCUCUGUUAUUCAAUAUUAUUACGAAAGGAGCACAGACACUUGCGAGGAGUUCGAGUACAGUGGCUGUGACGGCAACAGAAAUCGUUUCCAAAAUCGCGUCGAGUGCGAGGGCAAGUGUCAAAGGCGGCCUAAACCGUAUAAACCAACUGAAUCAACUCCAGUGGAAGUUGUUCCCAGUAGUCCAAUCUGCAUGGCUCCAGCUGAUGCUGGUCCUUGUCGUGGUGAUAUCACUACUUAUUACUACGACUCUGUAUCAAAGAGGUGUCAAGCAUUCAUCUAUGGUGGAUGCGGAGGAAAUGCCAACAGAUUCCAGACCGAAGAGCAGUGCGAGCGUCUUUGUGGGCGAUUCCAAGGCCAAGACAUGUGCAAUCAACCGGUGGAUUCUGGUCCAUGUCGUGGCGCUUUUCCCAAAUUCUACUAUGACCCGAGUGCACGUGCGUGUCGUCAAUUCUUCUACGGAGGUUGUGACGGUAAUGCCAACAGAUUCAGCACACAACCAGAGUGCGAGUCGGUUUGUAUUCAUCGGGAGGAGCCCGUCCCUGCCGGAAACGACACUGCCCUCUCUCAUCUCGAAAUCUGUCGAGAACAAGUGGACGUGGGUUCCUGCCCGAGUGGUAGUUACAAGCGUUUCUACUUCGACGAGGAACGUCAAACUUGCAUGGCAUUCGUUUACACUGGUUGUGGUGGUAACCGUAACAGGUUCAAGACCUUCGAGUCUUGUAUGCACAUGUGUUACAGAACGAGCAACGAAAUAGACGUGGGUAACAAGAAUCCAUCGAAGGAUCCGUGCGCGGAGGCGAGGGACGAGUGCAGUCAGAUGCGUUGUCCCUACGGAAAGGAAGAGUUCGUCGAUGAUCAGGACUGCGGCAGAUGCCGAUGCGUCGACCCAUGCAGAUCCGUUUCUUGCCCCGACGACACAAGAUGUUCGAUUAUCCUCGGAGCCUCUUCAGAGGGUGGCACCGAAUACAAAGGGGAGUGUCGACCUGUGACGAAAGUUGGAAAUUGUCCAGUCGUUUCAAACAGCACUAGGUGUGAACAAGAGUGUCGCGAUGAUGCCGACUGCCCUGACGAGAGGAAGUGCUGCAACAACGGCUGUGGAACUUCGUGCCUCGAAUCUCCUCAAGAACCAGCUGAACCAACCCCUGCACCGUACAUCACAAUUCCUCCUUAUGGUGGUGAACCGGCGGCUAUUGAAACACCAGAGGAGCCACAAGUCUCUGCGGAAGAGGGUGGAAUGGUCAUCAUGACCUGUAUUACUAGUGGAGAUCCAAAACCAAUCAUCACUUGGAAAAAGAACUCGCAAGUUAUCCAAGAGGCUGAAGACCGAAAAAAAAUUCUUGUUGAUGGUUCUCUACGAAUUACAAAUCUCUACACUACAGAUGGAGGUGUUUACAUCUGCAUAGCUGACAAUGGGCUUGCACCACCAGCGAGGAUAGAGUACAGAUUAGACAUUAUAGAACCGCACGAACACUCGACGGCUAUUGUUGGUGAGCAGAAUGUACACGUGACUGUGGCAAUGAACUCCCCAACAACUUUGUACUGUUACGCAAUGGGUUGGCCAAGGCCGGCUGUCACCUGGUGGCACGGUGACAGAAUGCUACCCCUGCACUCUGAAAAUUACGAACAGAAUCCUGAGUAUUCGCUUCUCAUUCGAUCGGUCACUAUUACCAAUCUUGGGGUUUACACUUGUCAGGCGUUCAAUGGAAUUGAACGUCCAGCUUCUUGGUCUGUCGUACUUCAAGCAAUUGGACCGGUUUACAAUGUCAAACCUGAGCAUAUGGAAUUUGUCAAGUAUUUAGUUCAACCACCGAGGGCCCCUCCUACUGAUCGCCCUCAGUAUCCUUACAGACCAGCUAGGACUCAAGCGCCUGAAUAUAAUAUCACUUACGCACCGAUUUAUCCAACUAUUGCACCUCCCUAUGUUCCACUUCCGGUUAUUCCUCUUACUGAAUCACCACCUGCUAGAUUCAAAGUGCCAGUGGCUGUUAACGUAUCAACAUCGGGAAGUGAAUUCCCAGUGGGAAGUGAAAUCAGUAUUGGUUGUACUGUCGAUGGAUAUCCAAUCCCUAGAGUUUUAUGGUUCAAAAACGAUGAUUUAAUUCGCACUGACGGACGAGUUACGAUUUCUGAGGCUAAUAGACUCAUGAUUACGAAUGCAGGCUACAACGAUACUGGAAGGUAUCGAUGCGAGGCUGCCAAUGAAUACUCGAGUGAUUCAGCUGAAUUAGACAUAAACGUAUCAGGAAUCUACAUCCACCCAGAUUGCCAGGACAACAGUUUCUUUGCGAAAUGUGAUCUAAUCGUGAAAGCGAAAUACUGUCAGCAUCAGUACUAUGCCAAAUUCUGCUGUAGAUCGUGCACAGAAGCCGGUCAACUUCCACCAACAGGUCCGCACUUAUCGAAAUUAACCAGAAGAAAACGGUCAGUUAAAUCAUUCUUCUAACUCCCCACACGAGAACCAUUCCGUUCGGUAAAUCCAAUUAGAAACCAUCAAUCGGGAAUUUUUCCACUGAGAAAAUCAUUCCGAAUAAUAGAGAAACCGAACACGGUUGAGUCUCGUUCACUGCCAAAGCCUUAGAACGUUUAUUCAUAGCUACUUCUAAAAUACGGAAUCAAACUUUUUUUUUUCUCGAAAUUUUUAUCGUGGGGGAUGACUUUUUCAUUGGGGAGCAUCGAGAAUGUAUCGAUGUAUACACGAUUUGACGCUGAUCAACUAGUCGAUAAGGUGCCGACAAGUCCCUCACUGAUGAUAAACUCUGUUGACGGUGGAUUGUUUUCAUGAUUUAAAAAAAAAAAUCAAACUCUUUUUGCUACAUAACUCAUAACUUCGGUUCGCGGUAAAAAUUCUUCGCUUCUCAUUAGCUAUUUCAGUUUCUUCAUUGCAAUGCGACAGAGUAAUAUCGAAUAUCUGCUGAAUGAAAGACAGUACGUACUUUAAAUACGUUAUAUUGUAUAUGAAUAUAGUUUAUCUUGUACGUUAUAAACAGUUGAUACUCCCCUAAUAAUUAAUAGUAAUAAUUUUUCAUAAUUUUUUUACAACAUUGAAGUAUCAAAAGAGUCUGUGGACUUUCAGUUCUUCCCCUCGAAUCAAAAUAUCAUCAUGUACAGAUUUAUUUAAAACCGAAUGAACAGGCGAAGCAUUUAUUAUCUUUAUAAAUUCCAUAAUGCAUUUAUAAUUAUUCGUAAGUGUAAUCCAGCAAUUUAUCAGGUGAAUAAGAAAAUUUUUAGAGUAAAGUGUAGUUGUUUAGACAGUACCAAAAGCAUUUAUUAAUGUUAAGUAAUUCUAAUAUCAAUUCAUAUCUCGUAAAUCGUCAGGAUGAUAAUUGUUGGUGGGUUUUUCUGAUGAGAAAAAUGAGGGAUAAAUUGCAGCCCUCUUCAUCAUUAAUCCCCGAUGUUUCAGUCAGAGUUUGAAAUGAACUCAGAGUGCCUUAAAAUUUAUCGAUAUCCUCAUCGAGAACAGUGUUAGGACCACUAUCAUUGUAAAAAUUCUUCAAUCCACAUUUAUUUGUCGUUGAGGAAUUUCUUUGUACAUUAGAUUCCCUGAUGUUUGCUUUCCUUCCACUUUUCUAGUUAUUUUUAAUUCUUAAUGAAUACACUUGGGAACAUACCUCGCAUUAAUUGAAGGUCAUUUAUUUGAAAGUACUUAGGAGAUUACGAUUCGAUAAAUUGUUGAAUGAACGAGUAAGAUACUCAUGAGAUUACCAUAGAAGAGAUUAAAUAGAAAUAAGAAAUUCACUAUCUCCCAUUCAUAUCUUUCAGACUUAUCAAUUCCAA